UUAUCCUCUUCAAGAGAACACAACCGUCCCACCCCUUCGAAAGCCUUCUCUCGCCGACAGGUCACUUCCCAGCCACAGCGCACGACUCGACCGCUGCAGCUCCGCCGGAAGACGACCAAACCGCCACUACUCGUCGGUCAAUCCUGCCAUAUCAAAUUUGAUGGUGUUCGUGUGCAGGAGACGCCGCGCUCUGGAGUUUUAGCUUGCGCGCCACCGUUCACCGACGUCACACCAAACCCACGAAUCUGGCAGUAGCUUAGUUGUUGGCUCGCGUCACUGGCUUAUAUUUGUCUUGUGCCGCAGCUGCGAACACCACGUGGCACCCCCGUUCUCGCUAAAUUUUGGCUUUCGGAUUGAAGACUUGGAGAACUUUGAAGCAUUGAUCAACACGUAUAAGGUCAUUUUGGACAAGUUUGGGUUGAGCCAAAUUGGGGAGAGUGUGCAAUUCUAGAGGAUCGAGCUAUUGACUAACUGGUGUAUUGAGGUGAUUUUACCCAUAGGCUACGUGAAUGUGUUUUUGUGGCGCCACCUAUGGUUGUCAGGGGAUUCUGGGGUUGAGAAAGGUUGUAACCUAGAGAUCCAGGAAUCUAAGUAUAGGUGAGGAGGUGAAUAGAGAUUGUGGCAUUGGCUUCGACCCUUGAUUGACCCUUGGAGGGUAGCUCUAUGUGCACAUAGGAGCCUAGUUAUUGGUGAUGUGGAAACUGUGAUGAAGUUGCCACCUUUGCAGAUGUCCAAGGAGGAGAGUUCUGAAGUUAAUUUAACAACUGACUGCAACCCAGAAUCUAGUAAGAAAAGAGCAAAAAGUAGAAAAAACAAAAAGAAGCAGUUAUUGAUGAAAGGUGUAGAUGUCAUGGAAAUGAAAGAUGUAAGAUCUGUUCAGCUGGGGGAAAGCAACAUAAACUCUGAUAGUGACAAAGUGAAAAAGAAGAAAAAGAGAAAAAAGAGUACUCAACAACGUAUAGAGGAGAGCUCUAUCAAGGAUGAGGCAGGAGAAUAUGAAAAUAGAACAGAGACUUUUAUGAAAGAGGCUAGUCCUGUCUCUAAUAGUGGAAGUGAAAAUUUUUUCGAGAAGAGGACAAUUGCUUUGGAAGAUGCUGAGAAUGAAAGGACUGACAACAUACUUAGAGAAAAAUCUGAUAGGAAGAUUCUAGAGUCCGACAAUGGAAAAGUUGAUCGAAGGAAAAUUAAGAGGAAGAAGCAGCUCUUAAAGGAAGCAGCAAAUGCAGAUAUGCGUGGUAUUUGUUACUUGAGUCGAGUUCCUCCGCACAUGGAUCCUUUGAGACUUCGUCAGAUCCUCUCACAAUAUGGGGAAAUACAAAGAAUUUAUCUUGCACCCGAGGAUGCUGCCAGUCAAGUGCAACGAAAGCGUGCAGGGGGAUUUCGAGGACAGUUUUUUUCCGAAGGAUGGGUUGAAUUUACUGAUAAAAGAGUCGCCAAGAAGGUGGCUAAUAUGUUAAAUGGCGAACCAAUAGGAGGAAGGAAGAGGUCAUCUUUCUAUUACGAUCUCUGGAACAUCAAGUAUUUGAGUAAAUUCAAGUGGGAUGAUCUCACGGAAGAAACUGCUUACAAGCACGCCAUUCGGGAGCAGAAACUGGCUUUAGAAAUUUCUGCUGCCAAGAGGGAAAGGGAUUCCUAUCUUGCUAAAGUUGAUAAAUCACGUGCAUUGAAUUCCAUUGAAGAACGGCUAAAGAAGAAGCAGAAGUUGCGAGAAGAUUCAGAAAUGAAUUCUCUUGAUGAUAGCCAGAAACUUCCAAAGUUGAUUCGCAGCUUUCCACAAACACAACCAGUUGCAGAUGUUGCCGUACAAAACAAACAAAGACUAUCUACAAAUGUCCUGGCUAGGGUGUUUGGAAGCUCCUAGUCGUCUAAUUCCCGACUCCUACUAAUUAAAGAGAUUUAAGACAAGUGAUUUGCUAUAUAGACUUGGGCUUUUUGUAGACAGAGGGAAGCAAUCUUUGACUUAUCAAUUUAUUUAUCUCUUUACACAACAGAAAUGUGUAGAAGGGAUAUCUGUAGCUUUGAUAUUUGUUUUACUUAAAUCAAACUUUUUGUAUUAGAUAAUUUUGGCUGGAAGCAUGGCCAAGUAGUGAAAUAUAAAUCAAGAAAAAGUUUUGGAUUUUUUCUUUA
Cucumis melo (muskmelon) is the source of this 2127-nucleotide messenger RNA. RefSeq names its product pre-rRNA-processing protein ESF2-like. The record is from RefSeq and is a predicted model, not a curated record. The transcript is spliced from 11 exons. Gene Ontology annotation, biological process: small-subunit processome assembly; endonucleolytic cleavage to generate mature 5'-end of SSU-rRNA from (SSU-rRNA, 5.8S rRNA, LSU-rRNA); endonucleolytic cleavage in ITS1 to separate SSU-rRNA from 5.8S rRNA and LSU-rRNA from tricistronic rRNA transcript (SSU-rRNA, 5.8S rRNA, LSU-rRNA). Gene Ontology annotation, cellular component: nucleolus. Lineage: Eukaryota; Viridiplantae; Streptophyta; Magnoliopsida; Cucurbitales; Cucurbitaceae. Bases 707 to 1861 code for a protein of 384 amino acids. Gene Ontology annotation, molecular function: RNA binding.